Molecule: messenger RNA, 3892 nt
Organism: Xyrauchen texanus (razorback sucker)
Lineage: Eukaryota; Metazoa; Chordata; Actinopteri; Cypriniformes; Catostomidae
Product: rho GTPase-activating protein 24-like
Exons: 10
Coding region: 532-2793 (753 amino acids)
Biological process (GO): negative regulation of Rac protein signal transduction; activation of GTPase activity; signal transduction
Cellular component (GO): focal adhesion
Molecular function (GO): GTPase activator activity
Source: RefSeq, a predicted model, not a curated record
GUGUAUGUGUAUGAGAGAGGGAGGGACGGCACUUUGUCAGCAAGGUUCAUGUCGUGUGUGCUUGUGAGGACUCUCUCGGAAGUGUGUGUGUGUGUGUGUUUUGUGUGUAUGUCGAGGGACUGACCUCAGAGCUCCGCUGUGGACGUCUAGAGAGCAGAGGGAGGCUGGCUUUUACCCAGAGACUCCUGAAUGCAGAUGGUGUGAGCAGUCAGGAGAAAAGUUUAUGACAGCUCUGUCUCUCUCUCUCUCCUCUCCUCUGAUCUGCUCACAGCAUUUUCUGCACACAACUGCCCCAUGGAGCUUUGUUAUAUUAUGGAUACGGCUACAGACGCUUUGCUGGGCUGUUUGUCUUUAAGGCAGUAAUGCACUUGUAUUGGACAGAGUCACAUUCUGGAUUGAAUCUUGGAUCUGAGUGAACCCUGAACCAUAUUGAAUCACAUACUGAAUUGAUUUGGCACAUUUUGACUUUUUGGACAGCUUGUGUGGACGGACCUGGAUAGCAGUUUUUAAGAGUGGUGUGUUGGUUUGGUCAUGGAAUAUCAGGCUGGAAGCAUGGGCAGCAGCCCACAGCAUGGACCCGUGUCAGGCAGACAGGGUGUUCUCCGCUGCGGUUGGCUCCGGAAGCAAGGAGGUUUUGUGAAGACCUGGCACACGCGCUGGUUCGUCCUACGAGGAGAUCAACUCUUCUACUACAAAGACGAGGACGAGACCAAAGCUCUGGGCACCAUUUUUCUACCUGGCAACAGAGUUACUGAGCAUCCUAGCAAUGGGGAGGAAGGUGGAAAGUUCCUGUUUGAAGUCAUUCCAGGGGGCGAAAGGGAGCGGAUGACAGCCAACCAUGAGACGUACCUACUUAUGGCCAGUACACAGAAUGACAUGGAGGAUUGGGUGAAGAGCAUCCGCAGGGUGAUAUGGGCUCCAUUUGGAGGAGGAAUCUUUGGUCAAAAGUUGGAAGAGACGGUUCGAUACGAGCGUCGCUAUGGAAACAAAAUGGCACCCAUGCUGGUGGAGCAGUGUGUGGACUUCAUCCGGCGAUGGGGAUUAAGAGAGGAAGGGCUUUUCCGUCUGCCUGGACAGGCCAACCUUGUCAAAGAGCUCCAGGAUGCUUUUGACUGUGGAGAGAAGCCAUCUUUUGACUGUAAUACAGAUGUACACACGGUAGCCUCCUUGCUGAAGCUGUACUUGAGAGAGCUUCCUGAGCCCGUCAUUCAUUUCUGUAAAUACGACGAGUUUCUGGCCUGCACCAAACUCCUCAGCAAAGACCAGGAUGCAGGAAGGAAGGAAUUAAGAAGGCAUGUGGAAAGUCUUCCACUGGUGAACUACAAUUUGCUUAAAUACAUAUGCAAGUUUUUGGAUGAGGUGCAGUCAUACUCAGGGGUCAAUAAAAUGAGUGUACAAAAUCUGGCGACAGUCUUCGGGCCAAAUAUAUUGAGGCCAAAGGUCGAGGACCCAGUGACUAUAAUGGAAGGCACAGUUCUGGUCCAACAGCUAAUGGCCGUUCUGAUUGGUCAGCACGAUUUUCUUUUCCCACCCGAAGAGGACCAUACUAGCACUCUGGAAUUGGUCAAUAACAACAACAAUGAGCUGCAAAAACAACCAAUGAAUUGUCAACAACAAAACAAAGAGAACAACAACACUGCUGGCAUACGACAAUGCACCUGGGACACUCCCGAAUCACCCAGCCGGGUGCCAUUGGACAAUGGCUCUCCCCGCCUGGGAAGCCCUCGUAAUAGUUUUAUAGGUCCACGAUUCGAGGUAACCCGUAGUCCGCCGCUUACGGUGAAAAAGAACCCAGCGUUCAGUAAAGGCAGUGGAAUUGUCACUAACGGCUCCUUCAGCUCAUCAUCUUCUUCCUCAGGCGACGCCAAUCAAGAGAAGAGCCAGACUUUGCCCAACACGUGUACCCUGCAGACCCGACGGGCAGGUGCGAUGAAAGGCUUGGGCACCAAGAUGGGGGUUCUGAAUGGUGUUGUGCGAAUGGGCGUGUCCAGCACGGAUGGGACGAAUGGGACUCUAAAUGGGCAUAAUGGACUCUGGAUGCCCAAUGGUCAUGUCGCAAUGCGUGAGGGGAAAGCACGAGACACAGAGCACCAGCAGAAUCGCUUGUCCACAUACGACAACGUCCAUAUCCAGCAGCAGACACAACAGAUGCAGCCCAGUCUCAGCAGCAGCUGUGAGGACAAGCAGAGCGUGGACAGCGCCACCUGGUCCACAUCAUCUUGUGAGAUCUCUCUGCCAGAGAACUCCACCUCUUGUCGCUCUUCCACAACAACUUGUCCAGAGCAGGACUUCUUUGGCAGCAAUUUUGAGGACCCGUUGUUGGACGGGCCGGUACAGGAGGACAACGGACUGGUACCAGAGGACAAGGAGCAGAGUACCAGUAACGGAGGAGGUCGGGGGAGCAGAGGAACAAGCAGUAGUGAAAACAGUGAAACGGCAUUUGCUGUAAUCAAUGGACCGACCAAUCACAGUGCACUGCACAGCCUGGUGGCCAGCCUCAAACAGGAAAUGCUCAAGCAGAAGAAUGAAUAUGAGGCCAGAAUCAAGAGUCUGGAACAUCGUAAUCUAGAGUUGGAGACAGUGAUGGCGAAUCUCCAUGAAGAGUUGGACCAGGAGAAGAAGAAAUACACCAUGGUGGAGAUCAAGCUGAGAAACGCUGAGCGAGCCAAGGAAGAUGCAGAGAAGAGAAACGAAAUGCUACAAAAAGAGAUGGAGCAGUUCUUCUCCACUUUUGGAGAUCUGACUGCAGACCCACGACGACCUGAUAGAGCCAACACCAUCUGGAUCCAGUGAGAUGUGGUGCAUGGUAGCAUUUGGUUCAGGCUUGUGUUGAGGACGGUCUACUACAAACAAUCACUCAAUGACCAGUUUUGUUACAUUAUGUGGGCUGUGACAGACAGAAUCUGAAUAAAUGUACUUGUCCUGAAUUGACUUGUCCUCAGUCAUUGCCUGUUUGGUGCAAAGAUUCGACACAGCUGAGCGAAGCCCACCGAGCCCAAUUUCAAAAUGAACAUGGACCAGUCGUGAAAAUGUUGUUGGACUAAACCAUUUGGAUUCAUUGGAUUGACUAUUGCAGACUGUUGCUGUUGAAUUUGUGACCGGAAUGAACAGUACAUCCUCCUGAAGGACAACUGAACCUUGAAGGUUUCUAACAUUUCUUAUUGUGAUACAACCAAAUGUGUCCUUGCCAUAUGUCACCUGUGUGUGUGUGUGUGUAUAUAUAUAUAUAAGCAAAACGAUGUUAAAAAUUCCACAAUGAUAAACUAUGUCUGUAUAAAUGCAAAUCAAAGUAAAAUGUUGAUGUACUAAUAUUUAUAGAGAGAGUUCUCCAUGUGUUACAUACAAAUUUUAUAUCAAGGCUUUUCCUUGCACUUAAAAAUACUUGAUUUUUUUUUCAACAUGGUACAGAUAUGAGAUUGUGUGGCAUACAUUUGCAUUUUGUUCCCUCUGUCUUCCCUCACACUUUUCUCCGAUAUUUCAUUGUUACAUCCAAAUUGCCACAGAGCUUGCCACACGACCAAAAACAUGUAAAUACAUGCGUAAAAAAUGGUGUACACUUGGCCUGUCUUUGUCAUUCUUACCAAUAGCACAUUAUGCUUUAAGCAGCGCUAGACAGAAAAAAAUCUAUUAAAAUAAAGGCCAAGGUGUGACAAUUCAAACCUGUUAAAGGUGAUACUGGUUUUUAUUGUCUGUUUUUAAUUCUUGCCACUGUCCAUGCUUCUAUUGUGGCUUCAUAUAGUCAGUGAAAUGUGAUUAAAUUAAAUUAUUUGACUUACUUUUAACUGGGUCUUAAUUUUUGUCUUAUUUUUCUGCAGUAUAUCAGUCGCUGAAAUCAGUGGGUGGCCUGAUAUUUACAGUCACAAAAUGAACAUUUUUCAAAAGAAUCAAAGAC